UUUUUUCCAAAAAAAAGAAACAUUUACAAAACAGAAUUUUGUCCCACAAUUUGUCGAAUUUCAUCGCUAAUAAAAUGUAAUCGGUUAUACAGCGCCGGAAACUGUAUCACACUUGGCCAUUGCCCGCAUCUUUCCCGUUCCCGGCCGUGGUGCACAUUAAUUCUGUUUCCCGCAUAUAUACCUGAGAUUGCCAAAUUGUGCCGGACCAGCCAGGACCAUGGAGCUGGAACGCGAAAAGGAGCAGGAGCAGCAGAUUGAGCUAGAGCAGAAGCAGGAGAUGGAUGUGGCGCAGUCUUAUAUAACCCGGGCCAAGAUGAACCCGGCCAAGAAGGACAACGAGAAACGGCGACGCAAGGAUGCCAUGCGAAGGGUCUCGAUGAUUUUGAAAAAGUGUGACUCGCUCCGCUCAGCGGAUGACCGACAGUUUCUCGAUAAACAUCCGGAUAUGGUUAAGGCGACCAAGAAGCGUAAGGAGCGCGUGGAGAUCUACAAGGAGAGGGUAGUGGAGCGCGAGGAUGCGCCGCACGUGAUCGAGGCAAAGGUGGAGCAGCUGGCCAACAUCAUAUCGCAGGCAAAGCACUUAGUUUGCUAUACUGGCGCAGGUAUCAGCACAGCGGCAUUGAUUCCGGACUAUCGUGGCAGUCAGGGCAUUUGGACGCUGCUGCAGAAGGGUCAGGAUAUUGGAGAGCAUGAUCUAUCCAGCGCAAAUCCCACCUACACGCAUAUGGCCCUGUACGAGCUGCACCGCCGUCGACUCCUUCAUCAUGUGGUAUCACAGAACUGCGAUGGCCUGCACCUGAGAUCCGGAUUACCGAGGCAUUCGCUGUCCGAGAUCCAUGGCAACAUGUAUGUGGAAGUGUGCAAGAACUGCCGUCCAAACGCCGUCUACUGGCGUCAGUUUGACACCACAGAGAUGACCGCCCGCUACUGCCACAAGACCCACCGGCUGUGUCAUCGAUGCUCGGAGCCCCUGUACGACACCAUCGUUCACUUUGGGGAGCGAGGCAACCUCAAGUGGCCGCUGAACUGGGCGGGAGCCACGGCGAGUGCAGAGCGAGCGGAUGUGAUUCUCUGCCUUGGAUCCAGCCUUAAAGUACUCAAGAAAUACACAUGGCUGUGGCAGAUGGAUCGUCCGGCGCGCCAGCGGGCCAAGAUCUGCGUGGUUAACCUGCAGUGGACGCCCAAGGACGCAAUAGCCAGCAUCAAGAUCAAUGGCAAGUGCGAUCGGGUGAUGGCGCAACUGAUGCACCUCCUCCACAUUCCAGUGCCCGUUUACACCAAGGAAAAAGACCCGAUCUUCGCACAUGCUUCGCUCCUGAUGCCCGAGGAGCUUCACACACUCACGCAACCGCUGCUAAAGAACGCCGACGAAGAAGAGGCCUUUACAACAACCACCGAGGAGACGCAGGAUUCGACUAUCUCCAGCGAAAGUUGCAGCUACAAUUAUAGCGAUCUGCCCAUCGGAAAGGGACCGCGCAUCCGUACGCCCAUUAAGAACGGACGACGGGUGAAGACCAAUCUGGAACUUCGUCAGAAAUAUAAGUUACCCAAUGGUCAGGAUGAGGAAAUCAAGGUGGAGCAACUGGACACCAAUGGUGGGGUGAAGAAAGAGGAGAAGAACGGCACCAUUCUACAACUGGAGACGACGGAGACAUCUGUUAAAAUAGAGACUGAUGAGGUUAAACUAGAAGUAAUCGACAGCCAGGUGACCUUCGUAAAACAAGAGCUGCAUCUGCUUGAGCUCUUGCCCAAGCUGGAACCAUUGUCCCUCAAAGAGGAAGCAGAGGAAUCAGUAGAGACGCAGGUAGUGGUGGCCAAUGGUCAACUGGAGCUGCCCAAGCUAGUUGCCAUUCAGAAAUCUACUGUGGCAAGUAGUACCGAACUCCCGAUUGAGGUGAGACUAGAACCCAUGGAAUUGCCACCGCUGGUGCCUAUUGGAGCACCCCUGAGUACGCCGUUCGUUGAGCCCAAAAUUGUACUGCCACCUGCCUUUCAGGCGCUUAACAUACAAGCCCAGAGCGACUCCAGCACAGAACACGACGAAGAAGAGGAGGAAGAGGAGCAGGAGGAUCAGGAAGAUGAAAAUAUCCUCGCGCAAGUGGAUUUACUGAGGCAGAACACUGAUGAAGAACUCCUCCGCCAGCUUCCAAGCUGGUACGACGCGAAGUACGCGUAUUCUGGCCUGCACAGCAUUCUGAUACCGCCGCCAGCGGAUCUCAAUAUCUGGAACUUGCAGGUGGUGCCCAACUUUGCCAUGAACCGCUCCGCCGCCAGCUGUGACUUCUGCUUCGAUCGCUAUGCCGAGCUGGAGUGCCAAUUCUAUCGCCGCUGGAACCUCAAUCAGCGCAAGCACAAGAAACGCGCCAGAAGCGGCCGGUUCGUGGUCUGCGAGUGCUGCCCCACAUCUGAUGAUGACGAUGAAUACGACGAGAAUAUAUCCUUGGCGCACAUUGCGGCCGCGGAGACGGCCAAGCGAAGGCAACAGCUGAGCACUAGUUUUCCCCGAAAGCUGGCACGCACCCAGGCCGGGUGGUACGGCAAGGGCUAUAAGAAGGGACGCAAGCGACGUUAGAUGAUAUGGAAAUCUUCCUCCCAAUAAACAAGGAUGGGUUGAUUUCGAUAGCUGAAAACCAAUUAAUCUAUUGGGGAACAAGACGGUUUUUUUAACUAAAGGUUUUGCGUUAAAACCUAGUUUCUCUUAUGGUAGCUGUACGAUAUCGACCCAACCUUAUCCGAGAUAUGCAUACGCCCGCUUCAAUAGUAUUUUAGCUGUGUAGGAUCAUAAGUCAUAGUAUAGGCUAGGGUUCCGUUUUCAUAAUUUAUACAUUUAUGUAUUUUAAGGCGUCAGCAUCCCGUGUGUCCUUGUUAUUUGAAGGAAUGAUCCUGUAAAAUAUUAAUGUAAUGUCGCUCAGUUUUUGUCCUUAUAAGUUAACUAUUUAAGUCAUCAAGUUUAAGUAGUGUUUUAAUUUGUGUACUUUGCCCGUCACUAUUGUGAAACAGAGAUAUUGUUUCACCGAGUAUCAAUUUGAGUAUCAAUUAAUUGAGUAGUUUUUAUGAGUUUACAUGCAUAUGUGUUUUACUUUGAGUCAAUUUUAUUCGGUUUAACUUAACGCACGUGCACGUGUUCCAACUCCAACUUCCGCCCUUUAUUUUUGUAAGUUGAAUAAACAAGGCAAGCAUUUUGCUGUAAUGAUA
Messenger RNA from Drosophila serrata, 3195 nucleotides. RefSeq names its product sirtuin 7 (gene Sirt7). Gene Ontology annotation, cellular component: chromatin; nucleus. Gene Ontology annotation, molecular function: histone H3K18 deacetylase activity, NAD-dependent; NAD+ binding. The record is from RefSeq and is a predicted model, not a curated record. NCBI's taxonomy places the organism in Eukaryota, Metazoa, Arthropoda, Insecta, Diptera, Drosophilidae.